Molecule: messenger RNA, 1107 nt
Organism: Momordica charantia (bitter melon)
Lineage: Eukaryota; Viridiplantae; Streptophyta; Magnoliopsida; Cucurbitales; Cucurbitaceae
Product: nuclear transcription factor Y subunit B-9
Biological process (GO): regulation of transcription by RNA polymerase II
Cellular component (GO): CCAAT-binding factor complex; nucleus
Molecular function (GO): RNA polymerase II cis-regulatory region sequence-specific DNA binding; protein heterodimerization activity; DNA-binding transcription activator activity, RNA polymerase II-specific
Source: RefSeq, a predicted model, not a curated record
CCGUCCCACCUUUAAAACCCCCCACCGCAGUCCCACCUUCCACCACCACUACCCACCGGAAUUCCUCCUCCUCCUCCUCCUCCUCCAACUCCAGCCAAUCUCUUCCGCCAUGAGCGGCCACAAGCGAAACUCCACCGCCGCCGCCGUCAGUCCCGUUGGCAGCCCGACCUCCGGCGACAUCUCCGACAGCUCCACGAAGGAGCAGGACCGGUUCCUGCCGAUCGCCAACGUGAGCCGGAUCAUGAAAAAAUCCCUUCCGGCGAACGCCAAGAUCUCGAAAGAGGCCAAAGAGACCGUCCAGGAAUGCGUGUCGGAGUUCAUCAGCUUCAUCACCGGCGAGGCCUCCGACAAGUGCCAGAGGGAGAAGCGGAAGACGAUCAACGGCGACGAUUUGCUCUGGGCCAUGACCACUCUAGGGUUUGAAAAUUACGUCGCGCCUUUGAAGAUUUAUCUCAAUAAAUACAGAGAAACAGAGGAGGAGAAACAUUCCUUCGCCAGACAGGACGAUCAGGCGCCGCCGCCUGGUUCCGCCGAACAAAUCAUCGGGGGAAAAUCCGCCAGUUCGGUGAUGGAUUUUCAGAAUUUCAAUUCCGGGUUUUAUUCGCUGGGGAACCAAAAUCAGACGGCUCAGAAGAGCUUCAACAUAAUCGACGGCGUGGGAUUUGGGGAAAAUUUUAGAGGUUUCAAUGUGAGUGGCGUCCAUGAAAAUGGAGAAGGAAAUCGAGGUCGAGCCAUGGCGGCUCAUCUUCAACAGAGCUCCGGUUGGUGAUUUCAUAAAGUAAAAAAAAUAUAUAUAUAUAUAUAUAUAUAUAUGUAGGGGAAAAUUAAUCAAAGAUAUUCUGACUGUCAAUUUCAAGGGUUUUUUGGUUGAAUUUUCUUCAAUUAUAUUAAUUAAGGACUAGGGUUUAUGGUAGUAUUUUACUAGUUAGUGUAUGGUAUUAGAGAGAUAAAAGAGGGUUAGAGAGAGAAAUAUAUUUUUAAUCGUUUUUUUUUCCUUCUUUUUUUUACAUAAUUGGGUGGGGGAUUUGAAUCUAGAAUGAAUACUUUAUGAACUAAGAUUAGUAUUUGUCAUAAAUAUAUUAUGCACUAUGAGCUUCAUUCUAAUCA